Molecule: messenger RNA, 2739 nt
Organism: Lactuca virosa
Lineage: Eukaryota; Viridiplantae; Streptophyta; Magnoliopsida; Asterales; Asteraceae
Source: the annotation of a GenBank genome assembly
CCCUAAGCUUCCAUAGAUGCGCCUCUCUUCCUCCCUCUUUCUCUAACCCUUUUCUCUCUCUAUCCCCCAUUCUUUCUCUCCUCGUCUUCUCAACCCCCUUAGCCCUACCUGCAAUCUUCAAGGGCAGACCAGAAAAUUUCAUCCAAAAGUUUCGUAUUUUCACCCUAAUCUUUACCAGGUUUGCUAUCAAACUACAUUUGCCAUAAAUGGCGAUAGUUCCAUCAAAGAAAAUGAUUGCAAUUUGCCAAUAUGGUGGUGAUUUUGACACCCAUGAUGAUGGAUCCAUGACUUAUGGUGGAGGUGAAGCAUAUGCAGUUGAUCUUGAUGAAAAUAUGCAAUUAAGUGGUUUCAAACAAGAAAUUGCAGAAACUAUUGAUUCAACUGUAGAUGGAAUGGUUGUUAAGUAUUUCUUGCCUGGAAACAAAAAGAAUCUCAUUACUGUUUCUAAAGAUAAGGACUUUCAAAGAAUGGUUAAUUACUAUAAAGAAGCAGAUCAGCUUGAGGUCUUUAUUAUGAAAGAAGCCCCUAUGGGUAAAAAUGUCAAGAAAAAACAACCAGCUCGGAGGCCACAAAAGACACCACAGAAGCCAACGGAAACAACAGCAGUGGUUCAAGCGACUCCAAUUCCGACCUCAAUUCCGGCCUCAAACAACGCAAUCGCACUCAACGAGCCAAUCGACAUCGAAACCACCACCGAAAUCAUUCCGGGAGCGGUUCCGAUCUCCGCGAAUCCGUUUCCGAUGGCGGUCAUUGAUUCCGACCAACGCAUGGCCGCCAAGCAAUGGGAGAAUCUCAUCACCGGAGUCGGCCAACGAUUCCAUUCCCUCGCCGAAUUCCGCGAAGCUCUCCGCAAAUUCUCAAUCGCCCACGCCUUCAACUUCGUCUACAAAAAAAACGAAAACCAACGCGUCACUGUAAAAUGCAAAGCCGAAGGUUGUCCAUGGAGAAUCCACGCCUCGAAACUUUCCACAACUCAAUUGGUUUGCAUCAAAACAAUGCGACCCGUUCAUAAUUGCCAAGGUGUCACUUCAAAAGCUCCAUUUCGCGCGAAAAGAAGUUGGGUAGGGAAUUUAAUAAAAGAAAAAGUAAAAGAAUCACCAAAAAUCAAACCGAAAGACAUCGCGACUGAACUUAAACGCGAUUACGGGAUCGAUUUAAACUACUCGCAAGCGCGUAGGGCUAAAGAAUACGCGCGCGAACAACUUCUUGGAUCGUAUAAAGACGCGUAUUCCGAACUCCCGUUUUUUUGUGAGAAAAUAAUGGAAACAAAUCCCGGAUCUCUUGCUACAUUUAGCACGAAAGAGGAUUCGAGUUUUCAUCGUCUUUUUGUGUCUUUUCACGCAUCGAUUUCCGGUUUCUUACAAGGAUGCCGCCCGUUGCUCUUCCUCGAUUCCACACCGUUGAAUUCGCGCUACCAAGGGAUGUUGUUGACCGCCACGGCGGCCGACGGUGAUGAUGGGGCGUUUCCGGUGGCGUUUGCGGUGGUGGACGAGGAGACGGCGGAGAACUGGCGGUGGUUUUUGACGGAGUUGAAGCUUGUGGUGCAUACACCGGGGCAAAUUACGUUUGUGGCGGAUUUUCAAAAGGGGUUGAGGGAGUCUUUGAGGGAGAUAUUUGGUGGGGAGUGUUAUCAUGCGUAUUGUCUUGGGUAUUUAGCGGAAAAAUUGAAUAAGGAUUUGAAAGGGCAUUUUUCGCAUGAUGCAAGAAGGCUUAUGGUGGAGGAUUUAUAUGCUGCUGCACAUGCACCGAAGCUUGAGGCGUUUGAGAAAUGUACGGAGGAUAUUAAAGCCAUUUCACCUGAAGCGUAUAAUUGGGUUAUUAGAAGCGAACCUGAACAUUGGGCCAAUACGUUUUUUGGUGGGCUAAGGUACAACCACAUGACAUCAAACUUCGGGCAUCUUUUCUACUCAUGGGUAUCCGAAGCCAACGAGUUACCAAUAACCCAAAUGAUCGACGAGUUACGUGGCAAAAUGAUGCAACUCAUCUACACUCGCCGAGUCGAGUCAACUCAGUGGUUAACUCGGUUAACUCCAUCCAUGGAAGAAAAACUAAAAAACGAGAUCAUAAAAGCCCGAGCAGUCCAAAUCCUCCGGUCCCACGGGAGCAAAUUCGAGGUCCGGUUCGGUGAAACCGUCGAUAUCGUCGAUAUAGAAAAUUGGGAUUGUAGCUGUAAAGGGUGGUUGCUGACUGGACUGCCAUGCUGUCAUGCGAUUGCUGUGCUGGAAUCUUAUGGGCGGAGCCCGUAUGAUCAUUGUUCGAGGUAUUUUCAUGUGGAAACGUAUCAGUCCACUUAUGCUGACUCGAUUCAUCCGAUUCCAAAUGUGGAAAGGUUGGUGGAUAGUGAGGCGGAGGAUGGGGCGGUGUUGGUGACACCGCCGCCCACCAUGCGGACUCCGGGCAGGACAAAGAUUAGGAAAGUGGCGGCCGGGCGGAUCGGGCCGUCGGAUUUCUUGAAAAGGCAAUUGCAGUGUGGGAAGUGUAAAGGGCUUGGACAUAAUAAGAGAUCAUGCAAAGAGAAUGAGGAAUAAGCCUUUGCUAUUUGUGGAAGAUUAAUAAAAAGCAGAUGGUUGGAUUUUGGAUCCUGGGCAAAGUUUGUGGUUUGAGAUUGCAAAUUGUUAUCUUGUUUGUGUAAUUUCGGGUUAGAUUGGUAAUUUCAUCAGUAGGUUUUAGCAAUUAGAGAUUAGUUGCUUGUUAAUGUUGGUAAAUGGAGGUUUUAGCUUUCAGACGUUUCAUAUGCAC